AUAAAUUAAUAAAUUUAAUACUUGAGUUUUGUUAUUUUAUGACAAUGAUUGUUUGGUAUUUUAUAUUUGUGUUAAUUUAGGUAAUUCUAAUCUUUCAUUUCUUUCACUUUUUAAUGUUAAGGUUAUAGUUUAAAUCAAGUACUGGGCUACUGGGCUCUGUUCGUUAUUCAAUUUUUGGAAUUAAGAUUUUCCUCUAUAACUAGAAAGUUAAAUAAGAAUAUUUGGGCUAGAAAAAUGAAGAAUAUAUACACACAAGUAUGAAAUAUAAGGAUAAGGAUACAAAAUUUACAGCUUAUUAUUGUGUUUCAAAAAAUCUGGUAUUAAACUAUUUAUAAUUCAAAUAGAUUAUGGAUGUUGCACUUUUUAGGUUGAUACCAAUGUAUUUUUGUUAAAAAAUUAAAGGCUUGAUCUUAGGAAAGAUUACUAGUUAAACAGCGUAACCCCAUUACUAAUAAAGAAAAAAUUAUAUAUAAACCUAUGUUAAGCAAUUUUAGAGAAACAUAAAUAGAGAUUGUUGUCAUUAAUGUCUUCGGAAUGAAGAUCACAUAGCUCAUUAUAAAGAUUAAAAGAAUUUAUACAUAUUUAUUAAGUUUUUUCAUAUAUUUGAGAAAGAUAGUGAAGUCAAAAUUAAAUUUGAUGGUUGGAGAAAUAAAUAAACUUUUCAUUUUUAUAAAAAUAAGGAUUGAAAAAAUUUAGAGAAGUUGUU
Paramecium sonneborni is the source of this 706-nucleotide messenger RNA. The record is from the annotation of a GenBank genome assembly. NCBI's taxonomy places the organism in Eukaryota, Ciliophora, Oligohymenophorea, Peniculida, Parameciidae.